Molecule: messenger RNA, 1596 nt
Organism: Xenia sp. Carnegie-2017
Lineage: Eukaryota; Metazoa; Cnidaria; Anthozoa; Malacalcyonacea; Xeniidae
Source: RefSeq, a predicted model, not a curated record
AUGAUGAAGGGGAAAUCAUGGAAGAAGCAGAUGAUGAGUAUGAUCCUUUCUAUGAGGGAGAAUGCUAACAUUGAAGAUGAUGAAGAAGAGCUUAUUGAAGAAGAUUCAGAGUUAUUGCAAGUUACUGGGAAUCUGCGGACAGAACCCAAACACAUUGUGUUUCUCUCACAACUGUUGCUACUUUUUAAUUUUUGCCACGCCUGCAAGACUGAAAAUCCAAUAGUUGAAGCUAAAACUGUUGGGUCUAAUGUCAUAAUAAAAACAACUUGCCAUAACCCAAAAUGCCCUGAAGAAACUAAAACAUGGCAAAGUCAACCACCAAUGCCUGGAUAUCAAAAAACCCGUGCUGGAAAUUUUUUAUUGUGCAUGGCAGUACUGCUUAGUGGUGGAUCAUUCACCAAGUUGAGACAAACUUUCUUGAACAUGGGUAUUGGAUGUGUCUCUCACAGUACUUACUUUCAUUAUCAGCGGACUGUGCUGUUCCCCACCAUCUAUCUGUACUGGAAGAAUUAUCAAUCAAAGUUGUUGGAAAAGGCAAAGCAAAUAAAAGAUGGUGUGGUCCUUGCAGGGGAUGGGCGGCAUGACAGCAUGGGUCAUUCAGCCAAGUUCUGUGCAUACACAAUUUUUUGUUGCACAUUUGCAAAGAUCAUUCACUUCAAUAUUGUGCAGAGAAACCAGGCCGGAAGUAGUCCAGCAAUGGAGUUCAUGUCGUUUAAAUUAUGCAUGGACUACCUUCUUACAUCUGCUGUUCCCAUUACCACAUUCAUCUCUGACAGGCAUACCUCAAUUGCAAAAUAUAUGCGGCAAGAUUUAAAGAAUAUCAUACACUAUUUUGAUGUAUGGCACUUGAAAAAAAAAAUUAGGAAAGUGCUUUCCAAAAUUGCCAAAGAGAAGGACUGCGAGGCAUUACACGAUUGGAUCAGGCCAAUUGAGAAUCACCUGCAUUGGAGUGCCACCUCGACAUUUGAUGGGAAUGGCCUUGUUAUAUUGGCCAAAUUCAAGUCAUUCCUACAACAUAUUGUAAACAUACUAUGUCACAGUAACCCGUUGUUUGCAAAAUGUGCCCAUGGUAGUAGCAUUCCAGAUAGAAAGUGGCUGACCGUUGGUAAAUUCACCCUUCAUAAAAAGAUUUGCAAUGCUUUGACAAACAAACGACUGGUAGAUGGGAUCAAACAAGCUUCUCCAUUAGAACAAACUAGCUGUUUGGAGGGCUUUCACAGUGUUUUAAAUCAUUUUGCCCCCAAAAUGAUUGCAUACUGUUAUGCUGGACAGUAUUGCAGGCAUAUUUUAGCUGUUGUGCACUUUAACAACAACCUCAGGAGAGAAAUCAAAACAAAUCCUGACCAAUCAGAAAGAGUCAAAAUUAGCUACCCAAAGUUUAAAAUGGGGGCCAUAAUUCGAAAUGUUACAGUUGCACAGAAUUUUGGAUAUGUGCAAGACAUUUAUGAGAAUUUUCUGUCAGCUAGCAAGAGGGACAUGGCUGAUGCAAUGGUAAAGCUGAAAGAAAUGUGCCCGCCUCCAAUGAAUUCAAUGCUUACUAAGCAAACAAAGCAAGAAGCAUUGAAGAAAAAGUCUGACAGGAUGCAAAUCACCGUC